Cololabis saira (Pacific saury) is the source of this 1443-nucleotide messenger RNA. RefSeq names its product leukocyte cell-derived chemotaxin 1-like. Gene Ontology annotation, biological process: negative regulation of angiogenesis; negative regulation of endothelial cell proliferation. The transcript has 7 exons. The record is from RefSeq and is a predicted model, not a curated record. NCBI's taxonomy places the organism in Eukaryota, Metazoa, Chordata, Actinopteri, Beloniformes, Belonidae. The coding region runs from base 51 to 1010 and encodes 319 amino acids.
GAGAGUGCAGGAGAGCAGUGGACCCGGGUCUCCUCAGGUGCGGGUCAGUCAUGUCCGGGUGCUCAGAGAAAGUGCCGAUCGCCGCGGCGGGACCAGAGGACCUGCAGCACUUCAUGCCUCCGGCCUACUCCGCCGUGGCGGGGAAACCCUCCGCCAGCGGCCGCCUGCUGAGGGCCGGGGGGGCCGUGCUGGUGGCCGGGGCCCUGCUGCUGCUGCUGGGGGCCGCGGGGGCCUUCUACUUCUGGAACAACAACGAGAAGCACGUCUACAACGUCCACUACAGCAUGAGCAUCAACGGUAAGGUGGAGGAGGGCUCCAUGGAGAUCGACCCGGCCAACAACAUGGAGCGCUUCAGCACCAGCAGCGGGGCGGACGAGGCCGUGGAGGUGCACGACUUCCAGAUCGGAAUCACGGGGAUCCGCUUCUCCGGAGGAGAGAAGUGCUACAUCAAGACCCAGGUGAAGGCCCGUCUGCCUGACGUGCAGACGCUGAACAAGGACUCCAUGACCUUCGAUCUGGACGAUGAAGUGAUGCCGGCCAAGUUCGAGGACGACCUGAUCUGGGUGGCGGCGGACGCGCCGCUGUCCAACCCCGCCUUCCUCAGCAGCAAGAUCAAGGAGCUGUGUGGAGACCUGCCCAUCUUCUGGCUCCGGCCCACCUACUCCACCGGCGGACAGAGGAAGAGGAGGGCCGCCCCCCCCCCGCCCCGGGGGCGCCGGCAGGCCCCCGGGGAGGAGGACUACGAGGACGUGGAGGCAGAGUUCAACCCAGAGAACCCCUACCAGCGAGGUCUGGAGGGCGAGCAGGGCACCAUGGACAUAGACCCCAUGCUGGACCACCAGGGCAUCUGCUGCAGGGACUGCCGGCGCAGCUACCCCCACUGCCAGAGGGUGUGUGAGCCGCUGGGGGGGUACCAGCCCUGGCCCUACCACUACCAGAACUGCAGGGUGGUCUGCAGGGUCAUCAUGCCCUGCAACUGGUGGGUGGCCCGCAUCCUGGGCCUGGUGUAGGGCGGGGGGGACGGGGGGGCGGCAGCAUCUGAACUCGUGUGCCUGACGCUGGCGGCUGAUUUAGAUCCAACUAGAACAACAGCACGCUUUCAACAAAAUAUAGACGGGUGAAGACGAGCUCCAAACACGGCUGGAUUUAGGAAGCUGAACUAGUUUCCCUGAGCAUACAGACGAGUGCAGGUGAUGCUGUAUUCACAUGUACAUAAAUACAUUGAGAGGUUCAAUAACUGACCUAAAUAGCUCGGUGCUGCUGCGGAGGAACAUUCCUGUUUCAGCCGUCUCUCCUGUGAUUGGCUCGUCACCAGCAGUUCUCAUUAAAACCAUGUACCGUUCACUUCCUCUCUCAAGCUGUUAUUUCUUUCCUGCAUUAAAGACAUGUGGAAGUGCAAUAUCACUGAAUAAAGUUGUUUUUGUGUUGUUUUUUUAAAGUCAA